Messenger RNA from Phaeoacremonium minimum UCRPA7, 951 nucleotides. Its product is annotated as putative peroxisomal membrane protein pmp47a protein. The transcript has 3 exons. The record is from RefSeq and is a predicted model, not a curated record. Gene Ontology annotation, cellular component: peroxisomal membrane. Lineage: Eukaryota; Fungi; Ascomycota; Sordariomycetes; Togniniales; Togniniaceae. Bases 1 to 951 code for a protein of 316 amino acids. Gene Ontology annotation, molecular function: ADP transmembrane transporter activity; FAD transmembrane transporter activity; coenzyme A transmembrane transporter activity.
AUGUCGCACUCCAAGCCCGUGAUACCCCAAAACGACAAUGUCGCCCACGCGCUUGCCGGCGCUGGUGGCGGCAUCCUGUCCAUGGUUCUGACAUACCCGCUCAUCACACUAUCGACUCGUGCCCAGGUCGAGUCCAAGCGCGCUGACAGCGCCUUCCUCAAGGCGGUGCAGGCCAUCGUCGCGCGCGAGGGCGUCUCGGGCCUCUACGCCGGCCUGGACAGCGCGCUGUUCGGCAUCUCGGUGACCAACUUCGUCUACUACUACUGGUACGAGUGGACGCGCGCCUUCUUCGAGAAGGCGGCGGAGAAGGCCGGCCGCGCCAGCAAGAAGCUGACCACGGUCGAGAGCAUGAUCGCCGGCGCCAUCGCCGGGUCCGCCACCGUCAUCCUGACCAACCCCAUCUGGGUCAUCAACACGCGCAUGACCACCCGCAAGCACAAGGCCGAGGCCGAGGAGAAGGAGUCGCUGCCCGGCGCGCCCUCCACGCCCGUCAAGCGGCCCUCCACCGUGAGCACCCUGCUCGCUCUCCUGAAGAACGAGGGCCCGCAGGCGCUGUUCUCCGGCGUUGUGCCCGCCCUGGUGCUGGUCAUCAACCCCAUCCUGCAGUACACGCUGUUCGAGCAGAUGAAGAACGCCGUUGAGAAGCGGCGAAGGAUCACGCCGACGGUGGCCUUUUUCCUUGGCGCGCUCGGCAAGCUGUUCGCCACCAGCGUGACGUAUCCGUACAUCACCGUCAAGAGCCAGAUGCAUGUCGCUGGCAACGGCGAGAAGGAGGGAAUGUCGCAGGCAAUCAAGAGAGUCGUCAAAGAGGAGGGCUACGCCGGUCUCUAUAAGGGUAUUGGCCCCAAGGUCACACAGAGUGUCUUGACAGCAGCGUUCCUUUUUGCUUUCAAGGAUGUUCUCUAUGAGCAGACCAUCAAGCUGAGGGGCUCCCGCGCGCUCAAGGCGUAG